This is a messenger RNA of Ficedula albicollis (Collared flycatcher), 846 nucleotides long. It is a transcript of the gene VPS9D1, whose product is annotated as VPS9 domain containing 1. The annotation marks the transcript as partial. NCBI's taxonomy places the organism in Eukaryota, Metazoa, Chordata, Aves, Passeriformes, Muscicapidae. The transcript has 8 exons. The record is from RefSeq and is a predicted model, not a curated record.
UCCCGGGGCUGCAUCCCCGGUCUGAGCCGGUACCCCUGGGCUGCCCCCGCAUCCCCGGGCUCGCCCUGUCUCCCGUUCGGACCCGGAGGUGCGAUCGGGGGGGUUCCCGAGCUCCCCCCAGCCGCGGGGGUCCCUGCUCAGCCCCCACUUUGGCAGGAUGCCUACGUGGAGUACCUGAAGAGCAUCACCCUCAUCGCCCAGGCCCUGCAGGAGGAGGCGGCAGGGACAGAGAACAGCGAGGGGGUCACCCCUGACACCCCCAAACUGCUGAAGCUGGCAGAGCAGUGCCUGGAGAGGGUCAAAUCCAUCGCAGCGGCGCUGGGGAAAGCCCAGGUGAAACCGGCUGCACAGGAGCGGGGCGGGGGCGCUGCGCCCCUCCCCAGGCACCGCCGGGUCUGCUCGGACGAGGGGGGGAAGCUCUCGCCAUUCCUGCCCCCGGAGAUCUUCCAGAAGCUGCAGAUCGCUGAGGCACAGAGCGCACGGAAGGAGCUGACCCCGCUGGAGGAGGCCUCCCUGCAGAACCAGAAGCUGAAGGCAGCGUACGAGGCGCGGGUGGCGCGGCUGAACCCAAGCCAGGCCGUGCAGAAAACAUCCCUGACGCUGUCCCUGCAGCGGCAGAUGAUGGAGAACCUGGUGAUCGCCAAGGCCCGAGAGGAGACUCUGCAGCGCAAGAUGGAGGAGCGGCGGCUGCGGCUGCAGGAGGCGGCCAACCGGAGGUUCUCCAGCAGCGUGGCACUCACCCCUGAGGAGCAGGAGCAGCGAGCACUCUACGCUGCCAUCCUCGAAUAUGAGCAGGACCAUGACUGGCCAAGGCAGUGGAAGACGCAGCUGAAGCGGAGCCCGGCG